Messenger RNA from Vicia faba (fava bean), 1197 nucleotides. Lineage: Eukaryota; Viridiplantae; Streptophyta; Magnoliopsida; Fabales; Fabaceae. The record is from the annotation of a GenBank genome assembly.
AUGGUUAAUUUAUUCAGUGUUAAAGCCAUAGAAAGUGCAAAGCCUAUUGUGUUGAUGAUAGUGGUUCAAUCAAUAUAUGCAGUAGUGAAUAUAAUGUUAAAAAUGGUAGCAAAUGAUGGAUCAAGCUUAAGUGUUCUUAUUGUUUAUAGAUUUGUAUUUUCUACUGCCUUCACUGUGCCAUUUGUUUUCUUCUUUGAAAGGAAAAGUGUGCAAAAUUUGACUGGAAAGGUGCUAUUCCAAGCUUUUCUUUGUGGAUUAUUUGGGGGAUCAUUACAACAAAACUUGUAUAUUGAAUCAUUGGCUUUGGUAUCUGCAACAUAUACUAUAACCAUGUUAAACCUCAUUCCUGCCAUUACCUAUGUCCUGGCUGUUUCUCUAAGAAUGGAGAAGCCAAAUCUUGGAACACCAGCUGGGAAGGCAAAGUUGAUGGGAACAUUAAGUGGAAUUUGUGGUGCAAUGAUCCUAACUUUAUAUGAAGGCAAAAGAUUAUUUAACUUAUCAUUGCACAUUGAUUUGUUGCAAAAUGUUACAUCAACAACACAUCAUUCCCCUGCUGGUUCUCAUGUUUGGGGACUCAUGUUAGCUUUAGGCACUGCUCUCAGUUUCUCACUAUGGUUUAUAACACAGUCGAAGAUGAGUGAGAAUUUUCCAUGGCAUUAUUCAAUUGCGGCUUUAACCUCUAUAAUGGGUGCAAUCCAAUCUUUCAUAUUUGCGAUUUGUACCGAGAGAGAUUGGAGCCAAUGGAAGCUUGAUUGGAAUUUGAGGCUUUUGACAGCAGCUUCCGCGGGUAUAUUGGCCUCUGGAGUGUGCUUUGUUCUGUUGGCUUGGUGUGUGGGCAUGAAGGGACCCUUGUAUGUGUCUGCUUUUAAUCCUCUAAUGCUCGUUCUCGUGGCCUUCAUUUCGUCGUUCGUAUUGAAUGAGUACAUUACAGUUGGAAGUCUAACAGGAGCCGCGUUGAUUGUUUGCGGAUUGUACAUGUUACUGUGGGGUAAAAGUAAAGAAGCGAGGAAAAUGCAUAAUAUAAAUGAAAUAGCUUCUGCAAUAGACACUGUUGAAUGUGAUUCAUUUCACAAAGCCAACAACUCAGCUUUAUCUUGCAUACAGAAGGAGCAUGACAAGAAGAUGGCAACUAUUGGUCCCAAUGUAUCACGAAAUAUCAACAACAAUACUUUAGGGGAAAUCCAAACAAACAUUUGA